UGGGUUUGUGAAUUUUUGAAUUUUCAGUUACAGAUUCUUCAAUGUCUACCUUCGACACCUUUCACAUACAUAGGAUAACCUACCAAGGUACCUAGGCAUGUCCCAGACUUGAGAUUGGGAGGGGUAUAUUAUACCCAUUCUACACUUCCAAUCCCUACUUCUUCACAAGAAAUCCCACUUUGGCCGUGGUGUCGCAUGCGAAGAUGUUGCGCGGGAUACCCUUCCCAAGCAUGUACGGCACCUCGUCGACUCUCUGCCGCAGAUGCCUUCUACAAUCCUUCGCCGCAAGACGACAUCAGGCUAGACACAUAUCUACAAGUUUCUUACAAAAACAGGCCGAGGCCGAAGCACAAUGGGCCGAGCGCGCCCAGUCGAUUAAAGAGGGGAAGAUACCACACCUUUGGGAUACCCUCAAAGAGCGUGGUUAUGUUAAAGAUAUUGCCGGAAAUGAGGGUCAGCUUAAAGAACUUAUGAGAGACAAAAGAAUAGGCGCUUAUGUCGGAAUCGAUCCCACCGCGCCAUCUCUCCACGUCGGCCAUUUACUACCUCUGAUGGCUCUUUUCUGGAUGUACAUAAACGGCUACAGAGCGAUCAGCCUAGUAGGAGGCGCCACAGCUAAGAUCGGAGACCCUACCGAUCGAUUAAAAAGUCGAGAGCCUAUGACUGGAGCUGAUAUAAGCAGGAACAUCACCAAGGUACACUACCAAUUGAAGCGUUUAUGGGUCAACCUCGAGGCGCUUGCCCCACGUUACGGCUACCAAAAAGAAAAAAGAGUUUGGAGUCGUGCUCUCCACAAUAACUCGAUAUGGUACAGCAGCUUGUCCUUCACGGAGAUUAUCGGCAGACUUUUCAGCGGAGUGCGAUUAAGUACGUUGCUCUCGCGCGACACCGUCAAGAACAAGAUGGAAAAGGGGGACGGCAUGACGGUCGACGAGCUCAUAUACCCCUUACUGCAGGCCUGGGAUUUCUGGAUGAUGUUUAAAAGAAAUGGCGUUCGAAUGCAGAUUGGUGGCUCCGACCAAUACGGGAAUAUCGUCUCUGGUGUUGAAGCUGUCAAAUACAUACGAGACAACGAACCCAAUCCGUCCUGGAAGUUUCCAAAAGACUUGUUUCAUACCCCCUUCGGAUUCACUACUCCUCUUUUAACCGACUCUUCAGGCAACAAGUUCGGGAAGUCCGCUGGCAAUGCCGUCUGGCUGGACCCAUUCAUGACGACCCCCUUUGAUAUGUACGGUUAUUGGAUGCGUCGGCCGGAUGAUGAUGUUGAGAGGUUGCUUAAGCUCUUUACAUUCCUUCCCCUGGAAGAGAUCGCUAAGAUCGUGGAGAAGCAUAAAGAGGACCCGCCUAAGCGUGUCGCCCAGCACGCACUCGCUUUCGAGGUGGUCGCUCUAGUACACUCAUUCCAGGAAGCCGUGAAUACCCAGAACCGACAUAAGGGCUUAUUUUCAAAGGGAGAUACCGAAGUAACCAAGUACCCUAGCGAAGGCCCGGCGAAUGCAAGUACGGCUGCGGCAUUCCAAUGCGAUAUUCAGCUUCCCGAGUCUUUGAUUAUGGGCAAAUCGAUAUCCCGUAUUCUCUUCGCUGCGGGCCUGGCCGAUAGCAUCACCGACGCUCACCGCCUAACAAAACAUCAGGGAGCUUACGUCGGCGGCCGCCCCGGAUCGCCCAACGACCCUCUUGAUCGAGCAAUGAGAAGCGGUGACUUGUCAUUCACGCCGAUCAAGAAUUGGUUUCCUCAGGAGACUCAAAAUUACCUCAUAGAUAAAAAACUCCUGAUCCUGCGACGAGGGAAACACUUCGUCCGGGUCGUCGAAAUGGUUACGGACGAGGAAUGGAGCAAGCGCGGUAUGACGUACCCCGGCCAACCGGGCACGGGCAAGGUUCGGCAGUUGCAGGCUGCGUUGAAGCAGGCAGCCGAGAGCGAAGGUCUACGGGAUGACCCCGAAACAGUGAAGAGGUUGGUAGAUCGUGUAACGCUUUUGUAUUCGAAAGAGGAAAAGUUGUACGAUCUAUAUUCGCCCAAAGUGGAUAAGGAAUGGAUUUUGGAAAAUGAGAAAGGUAGUAUCUUAGGAGAUGUACAGGAAAACCGUGCGCAGACGAUCUUGCGGCAAUCUAUGAGGCAUAUCCGUCACCUCGGACCUCAAUCCGCCAAGAGCAAGACAGAUGCGAUCGACGAAGCCAUCAGGAAUGCUGCGAUGGAGUUGGGAUUAUUCGACUCCACAGACGGUAAGGCGGCGAAUUUAGACUUACCAGUCCACGAAUUGUCUGAUAUCUCGGCUCAUGUGAGGAAAAAGGCUUCGUUUAAACCCGGGUACAAUGAAAUCAGCAAGCAACGUCCUCCGGUGGAAACCAACAAGGUGAAAGCUCGUCCUCCGGUGAAAAUCAGCAAGGUGAAAGGUCGUUCUCCGGUGGGAAUCAACACGGUGGAAGCUAGCAUGAUCAAGGACCGUUCAGACUAGUUGUAA
Molecule: messenger RNA, 2465 nt
Organism: Annulohypoxylon truncatum
Lineage: Eukaryota; Fungi; Ascomycota; Sordariomycetes; Xylariales; Hypoxylaceae
Exons: 1
Coding region: 204-2459 (751 amino acids)
Biological process (GO): tyrosyl-tRNA aminoacylation
Cellular component (GO): mitochondrion; cytosol
Molecular function (GO): tyrosine-tRNA ligase activity; ATP binding; RNA binding
Source: RefSeq, a predicted model, not a curated record